UUUUUUCUUUUCUUCAUUGAAAAAAAAACAUUAAUUAAUUAAUUAAAAAAACCUAAAAUUCAUAUCAUUUUGCAGAUAUCUUCACCACGGUUUCAAGAUUUUUCUCUACCUGUGGCUCUGUUUUUUCUUUCUGCUUGGCCUUGUUGAAGGUGAAUUUCGUUGAGACUGCUUUUUUCGGGUAAAAUUCCACUACUUAGAAAGAGGGUUUUAUUGUUUAUAAUUGGCGGUCUAGGUCUCAUGAGAAUUGUUAGGGGAAUGCAGAGAUCGUUUUCUGAGGAGCAGAACAAGGGCACAGUGCUGGGCUGGAAAAAAUCCUUCAACCAAGGAAUUGGCAUCACCGUACCCAAGGCCAAAACGCGUGAAAAACCCAUGAUUACUAUGGUUUUGGUUCUCUAAACACGGGUUCUUAAAGGGUGUAUCUGAACAAAAUAAUUAGAGAUUAUAAACAUUGAAUUCAAUGACUCGAAUUUUGGUUCAGCGAGGUUCUGCAGGUGGCUCUUCUUCAAAUCAAAACCGUGCUGGGCCCUCUUCAGCUCAAGGAGAGCCACAGGUUAGCACUUCUCAGGUUCUUUCUUCUGUGAAAGAUGAUGAAAUUGUAGAGCAAGUGUUGGAACAAGUUGUUGGGGAUGAGCUUUUGGAUAACUGUGGAACUUGUGAUAAUGAAAUUGUGAAGAGUGAUGAUUUUUUUGGUGAAACUGUCAAUAAUGAUCACAAUGAUAGUUCAAGUGAAAAAAAUGGUGAGAAUGAGAAAUUGAAUAAUGAGGGGAAUAUGGGUUCAGGGGAAUUAAUGAAGAGUUUAGGUGGGUUGAGAAUGUCAGAGAGAGUUUCAGUUGAGAGUGAAGGUUCAAGUGGUGAGUCUCCACAAAUGAGUAGUGGAAAUCCACAACCGCCCCCACCUCCUGUUCCACCUCCAAAACCUUUGGCAUCAAACUCGAAUUCAAGAAGAUCUGUCUCAGGAAGCUCAAAUGUUGGGCGUAUUGGACCAUCGAGAAGAGCAGUUGCCUGGCCUGUUGUUUCCACAAGGACUUCACCAUCUGAAUCAAGGCCUUCAUCUCCCAGGUCCCAUGUCGAAAGUGAGGGGUAUAAUAGUGCUGAUGAGCAGAGUCCUGGAUUUGUAUCCUCCUAUGAUGACUUGGAAAGAGAACGUCAGUUUGAGAUUGAUAUCAGGCGGGCAAGAGGUCUUGAAGUCAAGCGAAUGCUAGGGGAUGGGAAUUGUCUGUUCCGUGCUGUCGCAGAUCAGGUUUAUGGGGACUCUGAAUUGUAUGAUAUGGCAAGGCAAAUGUGCAUAGAUUAUAUGGAGCGAGAGAGGGAUCACUUUUCUCAAUUUAUAACCGAAGGUUUUACAUCUUACUGCAAGAGGAAGAGAAGAGACAAGGUCUAUGGAAACAAUGUGGAGAUUCAAGCCUUAUCUGAGAUGUAUAAUCGACCUAUUCAUAUUUAUUCCUACAGUACAGAACCCAUCAACAUAUUUCAUGGAUGCUACAACACCGACACUCCUCCCUUACGGCUAAGUUAUCAUCAUGGGAAUCACUACAACUCCCUUGUUGACCCACGGCGCAAGACAGUGGGUGCAGGACUUGGGUUCAGUUGUCUUCGAGGGACAAAUGUUGACAAAGAUCAAGUCAAGGCUGCCAUCAAGGCUCAACAAGACCAACAGAUUGAUAAUGCACUUCUAGCUGAGGGGCGGUUUUACUCUGAUUUGGAGCUUACUGAAAAAGAAAUUGAGCGUAUGGUGAUGGAAGUUUCCCGGGCUGAAUAUCUUGCUAAUGAAAAACUGAAGCGGCAACUUGCCCAUAAAGAGUCUUCUACUUCAGGGGCUGAGCCUUCAUCCUCUGGAGCUAGGUCAUCAUGUAGUGAGAGCAAGGCAGAAGGUAGGAGAGAGAGCAAUGUACGGGAUACAGUUCUGAGCAGCGGUAUGCAGAUGGUACUCUCAAUGGGGUUUAGUUAUUCGCAAGUGAUAGAAGCUUACAGCAUAUUUGGCGACAACGUAGAGUCUAUGGUGUGUUACCUGGUAGAAACUGGGAGUAGCAGCAGAAGAAAAGGCAAAGCAACUGAGUAACUAUAAGUGCUGCUUGGUUAGACCAGAACGCAGAUCGCAAAUAUAGGAAAUCCAUGCUGGUGUCUACUUGUUGACAUUGUAGCUGCUUACAGUUUACCAUUUAAAGAGAACACUGCUAAGAACCUUUUUAUUAUAUUACUUAAGAUUAAUAAAAUAGGACUAAUUCUUGGCAUA
Mangifera indica (mango) is the source of this 2233-nucleotide messenger RNA. Its product is annotated as OVARIAN TUMOR DOMAIN-containing deubiquitinating enzyme 6-like. Gene Ontology annotation, biological process: protein deubiquitination. The record is from RefSeq and is a predicted model, not a curated record. Bases 458 to 2059 code for a protein of 533 amino acids. The transcript has 9 exons. Gene Ontology annotation, molecular function: K63-linked deubiquitinase activity; protein binding; cysteine-type deubiquitinase activity. NCBI's taxonomy places the organism in Eukaryota, Viridiplantae, Streptophyta, Magnoliopsida, Sapindales, Anacardiaceae.